CUUUUUAUCUGGAAUAUAUACUGUGCCCACUUGCAUCACUAUGAUAAAGAAUUGGUGGACCUCUAUUUCCUAGCAACUUGCAUUUCCACCAUUAAAUACAUUAGUAUCCUCCCCAUGAAGGUCGUCUGUGAAGUAAUUUCACUUAAUAUUCACAUUCGUUGAAUUCCCAUUUCUGAGUCUCAAAGUUUUCUUUAAUGGCGUCGAAAAGAAUACUGAAGGAGCUGAAGGAUUUGCAGAGAGAUCCACCAACGUCAUGCAGUGCAGGACCCGUGGCUGAGGAUAUGUUCCAUUGGCAAGCAACCAUCAUUGGUCCAAACGAUAGUCCCUAUGCUGGUGGUGUUUUUCUUGUAACCAUUCAUUUCCCACCUGAUUAUCCAUUUAAACCUCCCAAGGUUGCCUUCAGGACCAAGGUUUACCAUCCCAACAUAAACAGCAAUGGCAAUAUCUGCUUAGACAUUCUCAAAGAGCAAUGGAGUCCUGCACUCACCAUAUCUAAGGUUUUGCUGUCAAUAUGUUCACUGCUAACAGACCCAAAUCCUGAUGAUCCUCUAGUUCCGGAGAUUGCUCAUUUGUGCAAAACUGACAAAUUCAAGUACGAAUCAACAGCUCGAAACUGGACCCAGAAGUAUGCUAUGGGCUGAACUUAGGUGCCAUAUACCUGCACAUCCUCUUCUUCCACCUUUGCUUAUUUAAGUAUAUUAUCAAACAAAAAGUUGUUGCUGAUUAAUAAAGAAUGUUUGUGAUCAUCAGGCUUUGAAUUCUGAAAUAACAAGCUCUAACUAUUUUGCUUAGAAUAAAACACUUCUGAGCUUAAUUAUUAUUA
This is a messenger RNA of Gossypium raimondii (Peruvian cotton), 823 nucleotides long. RefSeq names its product ubiquitin-conjugating enzyme E2 10. Bases 195 to 641 code for a protein of 148 amino acids. Gene Ontology annotation, cellular component: nucleus. The transcript has 4 exons. Gene Ontology annotation, biological process: protein polyubiquitination. Lineage: Eukaryota; Viridiplantae; Streptophyta; Magnoliopsida; Malvales; Malvaceae. Gene Ontology annotation, molecular function: ubiquitin conjugating enzyme activity. The record is from RefSeq and is a predicted model, not a curated record.